Colletotrichum graminicola M1.001 is the source of this 477-nucleotide messenger RNA. RefSeq names its product ubiquitin-conjugating enzyme. The transcript has 4 exons. Gene Ontology annotation, molecular function: SUMO conjugating enzyme activity. NCBI's taxonomy places the organism in Eukaryota, Fungi, Ascomycota, Sordariomycetes, Glomerellales, Glomerellaceae. Gene Ontology annotation, cellular component: nucleus. Gene Ontology annotation, biological process: protein sumoylation. The record is from RefSeq and is a predicted model, not a curated record. The coding region runs from base 1 to 477 and encodes 158 amino acids.
AUGUCGUUGUGCCAGAACAGACUCCAGGAGGAGCGGAAGCAAUGGCGCAAAGAUCACCCCUUUGGCUUCUUCGCCAAGCCCCAGCGUAUUGCUGCGACAGGAACGCUCGAUCUGAAGGUCUGGGAGUGUGGAAUUCCGGGCAAGGAGAAGACCAUUUGGGAGGGCGGCUUGUUCAAGCUGACAAUCACAUUUCCCGAGGAAUACCCGACGAAGCCGCCCAAGUGCAAAUUCGUUCCUCCCCUGUUCCACCCCAACGUCUACCCCUCCGGCACCGUUUGCCUGUCGAUCUUGAACGAGGAAGAGGCGUGGAAGCCCGCGAUCACGGUGAAGCAGAUUCUGCUCGGUAUUCAGAACCUGCUCGAUGACCCUAACCCGGAGUCGCCGGCACAGGCGGAGGCAUACAGUCUGUUCAAGAAGGACAAGGCAGAAUAUGAGAAGCGUAUCAAGCGUGUGGUGAGGGAGAACCCGGCACCCUAG